This is a messenger RNA of Colletotrichum godetiae, 2460 nucleotides long. RefSeq names its product dihydroxyacetone kinase. The record is from RefSeq and is a predicted model, not a curated record. The transcript has 2 exons. Gene Ontology annotation, molecular function: ATP binding; glycerone kinase activity. Gene Ontology annotation, cellular component: cytosol. Bases 475 to 2265 code for a protein of 596 amino acids. Gene Ontology annotation, biological process: glycerol catabolic process. NCBI's taxonomy places the organism in Eukaryota, Fungi, Ascomycota, Sordariomycetes, Glomerellales, Glomerellaceae.
CCGCGGGCCCCGCACAAGGUACAUCACACCCGACCCCGCGGCGCAGAGCUGUUGGGAACGUAGGUGGGAGAAAGAGAACCACUGAGGACCUGGACCUAAGAAGAACACUGGAGAGAGAGAGAACGAAGUUCGGGUGGGACGUCAUGGUCGUCCAAUUACUCGGUCCCCUGGGACCGACUUACAUAGACUCGGGUUGUUCCCCCGUUUGCCUUGUGAAUGAGAAGGAUUGCUCCCUCGUUCUCUCCUCGUCUCCCCUCUCAACUACUACCAUCCCCUCAUAUCUGAUUCCGAGGACAAUCUUGGAUCAUUUGGCUCUAUCUCAACUUCAAGAGCACCCAUUACCAUAGGUGACUUUGUCUAAGCUAGAGAAAAGCUCCAUCUCAUCUGGGCCUCACAUCACACCACAACACAUCUCACCCCAUCAUCAUCACCAGGCAAAACAUAUCCGAAGCAGAAAAAAGCACACCUUCAAAAAUGUCAGCCAAACACUUCAUCAACGACCCAACCAAGCUGGUCAACCAGGCCCUCCACAGUCUCACCCUCACAAACCCAAGCCUGGCCCUCGACAAGCCCAACAAGAUCAUCUACCGCAGACCGACACCCGAUGCCGCCCAAAACAACAAGAAAACCGUCUCCGUCGUCUCGGGCGGCGGCUCCGGGCAUGAGCCUUCCUUCGCCGCCAUGGUCGGCCAGGGCCUCCUCUCCGCCGCCGUGGCCGGCACCAUCUUCGCCAGCCCGAGCGCAGAACAGGUCCGGACGACCGUCGCCUCGCGCGUCGAUACCGGCGCCGGCGUUCUCGUGACGGUCAUGAAUUACACGGGCGACGUGCUCAACUUUGGCAUGGCUGUCGAAAAGGCACGCGCCAGCGGUCUGGAUGUCGAAAUGGUUGUCGUCGGCGACGACGUCGGUGUCGGAAGGGCCAAGGCCGGGAAAGUCGGCCGGAGGGGCAUCGCGGGCACGGUGCUCGUGCACAAGAUUGCCGGCGCGCUCGCGGCGCAGGGUCGGGCGCUGGCCGAGGUCGCCAAAGUCGCGCGGCUGACGGCCGAGAACCUCAUCAGCGUCGGCGCGAGCUUGGAGCACGUUCACGUUCCCGGGCGCGCGGUGCCGAGCGGCGAGGAGGAAGGCGCGCUGAAGCUUGGGGAGGCGGAGCUGGGCAUGGGGAUUCACAAUGAACCCGGCUCCGGUCGGGAGAGCGCGGAUCUGGAAGGGUUGGUGGGCAAGAUGCUCACGCAGCUGCUGGACCAGGGCGACAAGGAUAGGGCCUUCUUGAACGUCAACUCGAAUGAGGUCGUGCUGCUGAUCAACAACCUCGGUGGCGUGAGCGCGCUCGAGCUCGGGGGCAUUACGGCUGAGGUCGCGGCGCAGCUGGAGGGCAGCUAUGGGAUUCGACCCGUGAGGAUCCUGAGCGGGACGUACAUGACAAGUCUCAAUGGCCUGGGUUUCAGUAUUUCGCUGCUCAACGUCGUCAACACGGAUAUCGGCGGCCCGAGCAUGAUCCAGCUGCUCGAUUACCCGACCGAGGCCACGGGCUGGUCGUCGCCUAUCCUCAAGGAGACGUGGGAGGCCAAGAACCAGGCCACGCGGGAGGAGGCGGCGGACGCCGGGCAGGCGACGAAGCCGAGCGAUCUCAAGUAUGACGCUGCCGCGGCGACCAAGGCUGUCACAGGUGGGCUGCAGAGGGUUAUCGCGGCCGAGCCCGAGGUGACUAGGUAUGAUACCGUCGUCGGUGACGGCGACUGCGGCAUCGGUCUGAAGAGAGGAGCUGAAGCAAUCCUCAAGCACAUCUCACAGAACCCCCUAACAGGCGAUGCCGUCGUCGACCUCGCCUCCGUGGUCCCCGUCGUCGAGAACACAAUGGACGGCACAUCGGGCGCCCUCUACGCAAUCUUCCUCAAUGCCCUCACCGCCGCCCUCCGCAGCCUGUCCCCCGGCACCGCGGACGGGAAAACCUGGGCCGCCGCCCUGAAGCAGAGCAGCGACGCCAUGUCGCGGUACACGCCCGCGCGCCCGGGCGACCGCACCCUCGUCGACGCGCUGUAUCCCUUUGUCGAGGUCCUCGGCGAGACGGGCGACGUCAAGAAGGCGGCCGAGGCGGCGCGGGCGGGCGCUGAGACGACAAAGGGCAUGAAGGCCAGCCUGGGAAGGACGGUGUACGUUGGCGGCUCCGGGUUCGAGCAGGUGCCUGACCCUGGCGCGUGGGGGUUGAGCUGCUUCUUUGGUGGGUUGGCGGGCAUUGAGGGUGAGGAUGGGUGGGAGAAGCUGUAGAUGAACAGAUGCUGGGUCCCGAGAUGUUAAAAGCUGUCUUCCUAUGUAGGACGGAUAUCGCGCCUGUUUGAGUAGUAAUUUCCCUGGAUAAGUGAAUCGGAUAGGGGGGAUUUGUGGUUGCACAGAGGCUUGGAAAUCGGUAGAAUGCACAAAGCGCGAGGGAGAAAAUGAAAAGAACCCAAAUGAUCCAUUUUA